This is a messenger RNA of Protopterus annectens (West African lungfish), 5777 nucleotides long. RefSeq names its product glycerol-3-phosphate dehydrogenase 1 (gene GPD1). The transcript has 8 exons. Bases 128 to 1180 code for a protein of 350 amino acids. Gene Ontology annotation, molecular function: NAD binding; protein homodimerization activity; glycerol-3-phosphate dehydrogenase [NAD(P)+] activity. The record is from RefSeq and is a predicted model, not a curated record. Gene Ontology annotation, biological process: carbohydrate metabolic process; glycerol-3-phosphate catabolic process. Gene Ontology annotation, cellular component: cytosol; glycerol-3-phosphate dehydrogenase (FAD) complex. Lineage: Eukaryota; Metazoa; Chordata; Ceratodontiformes; Protopteridae.
GAUAAACCAGUAGGCGGUGUUAGAGAGGGAGAGCAGCUUCUCGUCAUUGUCAAGUUGCUUGAGGUCUGCAUAAUUUUCUGUUCUGUACUACAGAGGCAAAAAUCUUGUAGCAAGCUGUUGAACAAGAAUGGUGGCUCCAAAGAAAGUCUGUAUUAUUGGAUCUGGCAACUGGGGAUCAGCUAUAGCCAAGAUCAUUGGAGGCAAUGCAGACAAGUUGGAGCAGUUUGAUCGCACUGUAAACAUGUGGGUGUAUGAAGAAAUUGUAGAUGGGAAAAAAUUAACAGAAAUAAUUAAUACACAACAUGAAAAUGUAAAAUAUCUUCCAGGUCGCAAAUUACCUCCUAAUGUUGUAGCUGUACCAGACGUUAUACAGUCCAUUUCUGGAGCAGAUAUUUUGGUUUUUGUGGUUCCUCACCAGUUUAUAGGAAAAUUGUGUGAUCAGAUGAAAGACCAUGUAAAGCCAGGUGCUAUUGGAAUUUCACUCAUUAAAGGAGUGGAUGAAGGCCCUGAGGGUUUGAAACUGAUCUCCGACAUCAUCCAAGAAAAACUGAACAUUGACAUGAGUGUGCUGAUGGGUGCCAAUAUAGCAAAUGAGGUAGCGGAUGAUAAGUUCUGUGAAACUACUAUAGGAUGCAGGAAUGCUGAAAAUGGGAACCUACUUAAAGAACUCAUGCAAACACCCAACUUUAGGAUCACAGUAGUAGAAGAAGUGGACACCGUGGAGAUCUGCGGGGCUUUGAAGAACAUUGUUGCAGUUGGAGCUGGUUUCUGUGAUGGACUUGGGUUUGGAGACAAUACCAAAGCUGCUAUUAUCCGCUUGGGCCUUAUGGAAAUGAUCACCUUUGCUAAACUAUUUUGUAAAGGUGCAGUGUCUUCUGCUACAUUCCUGGAGAGUUGUGGAGUUGCUGACCUCAUCACCACUUGCUACGGUGGACGGAACAGAAAAGUUGCCGAAGCUUUUGCAAAGACUGGCAAGACCAUAGAGGAGCUUGAAAAUGAGAUGCUGAAUGGACAAAAGCUACAGGGACCUCAAACAGCUGCAGAAAUCAAUCGUAUCCUAAAACGCAAAGGAAUGGUAGACAAAUUCCCCUUGUUCACAGCAGUGUACCAGAUCUGUUAUGAAGGUCAUCCAGUGAGAGAAUUCAUUACAUGUCUCCAGAACCACCCUGAACAUUUGUAAAUGGAAUCAUGCAUGGAUUCAAUUUAAUGCUAUUAGAUGGAGCCACUUUGAAGAUGCAGAACCAGCUGGCCUAAGAUGGAGACUGUGUGCGUGUGUAUGUAUGUGUGUGUGUGGGAGGUACCUCCCUGUUUAGUCCAGCAUUACCACUAAAGCAGCAAUUACAAGUCAGCAUUUCAGCACUUCUACAUGGAAACACAAAGCAAGGAUAGCGAACACAUUUGAUGAGCUGCUACAGCCCACAGCUGCUAGUGAACACAAGAUAGUUCUUAUUUUGCAUCGUUUUAAAAAUCUGUUGCACUGUGAAGACAAUCAAGGGAAAAUGUUAAUUUCUACCACUCAUGACUGUCUGAUGUAAUUAUCUGGGUUGUGUAGUACCCCAGGAAUGAGAGAACUUAUUGUACAAUGUCAGUCUGCAACACACAGGAAACCUUCAGCACCUAGAAAACCCCCCUCCCGUUCCUAAUCGACGAAUGACUCUGCGUGCUUCAGCCUCACAAAGCGUGUGGUAUGAAUACAAAGCAGCUCUAAUAAGUCAGCCUUAUUUUGGACUUCAACUUCACACUACUGGAAUUCAAAUCAUUGUGAUGCAAAGUGCCAUUUUAACCUCUUCAGUUAAUUUUCCACCACCUAUGCAUUUGAACUAUUCACUGCUACAUAUGGAUGGCCUCUCAUCCAAGCAGGCAGAAUGCUAUUAGCAAAUGGUUUCUUGUGGCAGGUGUUUAAACAAGUUAUUGUACAAUGAAAAUGUAAAGUUGUAGUUAACUUUUCUGCAGCCCAGCAACAGCUAAAGCAAUUAUUUUAAUCCUGAUAGAAACACAAGGCUGACUUCAGCAAAGUUGUCUGUUUUGUCAAAAAUCUUUGUGGUUUAUACACUGAAAUAAGAGGGCUAUGUUUUUCAGUCUAAAGCUUUUAUUGACUGUAGUAUCAUGCUUAAUGAACUUUCAGUGAUCUGAAGUCCUAAAAGUGUUUCAGUUUUUCAAACAAUUCAUUAGCAUUGCAACAAUAUGCAAUAUCCUGAUUGUCCUGUUUACUGUAAAGCCCAGCCUCAGCUGUCUUACUUAGUGCAACAAGCUACUUCAUUCACAUAUGGUGCUGGCCUUCUAUACAGAACGGAAACUAAUAUUACAUGAGCCAUUUGAUGUAAAACUUAAAUGAAUUAUCUCACUUUGAGUAAAAUAGUUUAUUCUGACUAGCAAGAUUAAAAUGGAAGAGAUGCAUGGCACAAUUUCCUCCUCUGCAGAGAUUAUUUAAAGUAGAUCUUGCUAGCAGAUGGACAUAUCUGCACAGUGAAACACAAACAGUAAAUCGAUGGUUAAUGUGCAGACAUUAAGUGAAAUACCUAAUGAAUCAAAAACUAGCUUUCUUUAUAAAGGAUAGGGUCUCUAAAGCACUGGAUGACAUUUUGAAGUGUACAGGUAGGGUCUGACACUUCCUGUGAUCAAGAGGACGUGCAUUUUUUGGCCUUAUGUUGUAUUCUCAAACGACAUGUAAUCUUUUAAUACAUACUUUCCUGUUAAUAACUCUUUUUCCUAAUUUUACUGACAAUGUUCAGAGUGUGCUAAAUAAUUAUUUGUUAGGCAGAAUGCAAAACUAAGUGUUGCGCAACCGGUAUGUUACUGUUUUGAGUACAUGCAAACAGUGGACUGUGUUGUGCAGAAUGGCUUUAGUAACAAAAGUACUUCAUGGGAAAUGUUCUUAGAAAAUUAGCAGUUUGGGUGUGUCAUAACUAAACAGAAUGCUUACUCAAUAGCAAUUUUAAAGGCAAAUUUCAGAAAUUUAAAAAUAUUUAUAAAAUAUUGCUAGGUCCCUUUAAAGACUUAAAUCAGACCUCAGGGAAGAAGUCUGUGAUUCAAAAAGUACUGUUACCAUUUUACAAGCCCAGUGCAAAGGGGACAGCAUUUUUAGUUGAGAGGUUAGUGCGAUUUAUUAGUCUUUAAAGCUUCAUACGUUAAUUUGUUUGAGUUCACAUGUGCCAAAACAGAAUUUGAUUACACUGUAUGUACCAGUAUUAACCGCAUGUUUUAUGAUGAACGUGUUACGUACCACACUGUUAACAGCAUAGCCAUAUCUCUGCCUUAAUAUGUGCCUUUGGUCCACUACCGUAUCACAUCAGUCAGAUAUAUUGCCGCAAGUUAUGGGUUUUAAAAGGUGGUUUCUACAUCAUUUACAAUAUCAUGUAACAAAUGGCCCUGUUUAUGACAUGAAGUACCACUGGUGUGCCAAUUUUUUUUCUCUCAAAAAUGCUGUGUCUUACACCAGCAGUGGACAGCUAUCUUGGGCUAAACCUUUCCACCUCACUCCCUCAGUCACAGCACAUCAUAAGAAGCACUGCAAGUAACAAAGGAAACCAUGCAGGCUCAUCUGUCUACAUUUCUGCUGAGAGGCAGAUGUGCACUAAGUCAGCAUCUAGCUGCCUUCUGAACUGCAGAGCUCUGGGACAUGUUGUACUAUGUCAACACUGAGGGGCCUCAUAUGUACCAAACUACUUGACUCCCCUGCCCCAAAGAACCAAAAUAGUAAUUACAGAUGCAGUCCUUUCAGCCUUCCCUCACCUCCCAGCUAUGUUGUGAUCUUCAGCGUGGUCAAACCCAGCCAGCAGUGUGUGGAGAAAUCAAAUGGUCUUUUUAUCAAGACAUAAUAUGCUACCUGUAUUUUAUAACAAACAAGUAUUGGCAGUGCUUACAGGAAUGCUGCAUUUAUCUAGACAUAUAAACUUGAUACAUGGAUCAUUAAUAAUCCAUCUGAGUCUCGGCUGUCACAUUUCCAGAUAAAACCUACAGAUUCCUACUCAUUAAAAUGCAUCUUCAUCCUCUUCAGCUACUUUCCUAACUAACAUUUUAUGAUGCUCUCUCUUCAUUAUGUACAGCAACACUGUUGAUAAACAUUUUAUGUAAAACAUCUCACCAUCCAUCCAUUAUGUCCCUAUCAAUGCCAGCCAUAUUCUGAACUUCUGUUAAGUACAAUUUUUCAUAUUCCGAACUUCCAUUAAAUAUAAUUCCAUUUCUUUUUCUAAUGUUGACUUGUUCUCCAAGGCAUGGGUCAGAGGUCUCAAAGCCCCUCUAUGUGCAGGAGGUGUAGUUAUCUGCCCCAUCUGUAUGUUGAUGUCCUUUCUACUUUUCUCCCAUAUUCUUGGAGUAUGGCAACUGAGGGCACACUCAUGUUAGUACCUAAUGCCUAGCAUUCAUGCAGUUUAUAAAUAGCGCAAUCAUCAAGUUGCGAUUCUUGCCACUACCACAUUCUGUAGUGAAGCUCACAUGCAAACAAACCUAAGUAAAGAAAAUUACAGAAUGCAUUAUGUAACAUAACCAUAUCGCAAGGUAUCACUGGAGGCCGAAUGCAGGCAUUAUUCAAAGGGGAUAAAAACUUACUUUACAACCAUUGACACUGUAGACCCUCAGGAAGGCAAGUUCCUCACCUUGCUGGUGGGCUUCACAGUUUCUCUCUUAGCCACAUACCAUAUACUGGACUCACAGUUAAAAGGCUUUACAUAAACCUUUUGAGCUUGAGUCACUUCAUAGCCAUGCACAGCUGGAUUUCCAGCAGGUUCUUCAGCACAGAAUUUGAGAGCUGGGUAUUGUUGGCACAGGACCUGGCAUUCUGUGCUGCCUCACUUGACCUACAGUCCUCGAACAGUAGUAGUUCCACACCACUGCCUGCCUACAGGGAGAGAGUAAUUAAUUCUUCAGUUGGAUCCUUGUCUUUACAUGGUCACUGCUUUACCUGGAAGCCGAAGUACCCAUCUACUCUAAUUUGUCAAUACUAGUGCAACCCUAGCAGUAUUAUUUGGAGCAUUUACUCCCUCUGAUCCAGGAAGACCUCCUGGAUGUUUCUGAUGCUAACUCUUUGGAACCAUACUCCCUCCAAACCCCCCACCUUACAAGGUCUGAGCAUUUUCACUAUGGAACUCUCUGCCUACGCCUUACAGACAAAGCUGCACACAUGCCAAUGUAGAGAACAUGGAUCUUUUCACUCACUGCACCAUUAACAGCUACAGAUCCAGUCACUCUUUUCAAUACUUUUCUUACAAAACACUGUUACAACAGCACCUAAACUUGUCCCCCCAAGCUGAAUGACAAAAUGUUUACUAGUGUGCAUAUAUCUUUUCUUUUAAGUGGUGCUGAAAAUGACUUUCUUCCCGAUUCCCCAUCAUCGUUAGUGGUACAAUGUGACAUGGACAUCUGUUGGGUGACAUGAAUGUAUACAUUAUUUGAGGUUCUGUUUAAAAGCCAACAUGCCUUGCAUAUCUUGUAUGGCAUAACAAAGCCUUUCAUUAUCAGUUUUAUUCAGUGUGCAUUAGAUUACAAGCACUGCCAAGCCUGGUGGUAUCAUUGCUUGUUGUUUAUGGCUAGUGGUGAGCUGCUCUAAUAGCCUGUUGCCUUUUAAAAUCUGGAUAAAGCAUUAGAAAAAAAAAAAAAACACAAUCUCUAUUAAUUGCUGAUUUCCACCAGUUUUAAUCAGUUUCAUAUUUUAAUGUGAACGUUUUUAAUUUUUGUAUGAAAAGAUACAUUUUACUGAAGUACACUGUGAAAUUGUUAUUCUUACAUGUGAUAGUCUUUAAAGAGCCCAGUGUAGAAAAAAUUAAAUCUUUUUCAGUACA